Lodderomyces parapsilosis is the source of this 1113-nucleotide messenger RNA. It is a transcript of the gene BAT22, whose product is annotated as Bat22p. Gene Ontology annotation, biological process: L-leucine biosynthetic process; L-valine biosynthetic process. Lineage: Eukaryota; Fungi; Ascomycota; Pichiomycetes; Serinales; Debaryomycetaceae. Gene Ontology annotation, molecular function: branched-chain-amino-acid:2-oxoglutarate transaminase activity. Bases 1 to 1113 code for a protein of 370 amino acids. The transcript has a single exon. Gene Ontology annotation, cellular component: mitochondrion. The record is from RefSeq and is a predicted model, not a curated record.
AUGUCUGCUCCAUUAGAUGCUUCGAAAUUGGAAGUAACCAAAACCACCAAUCCAAAAGACCCUUUACCAAAUUCAGAAUUGAAAUUUGGUCAAUCUUUUACUGACCAUAUUUUGGAAAUUGAUUGGUCAGCGGAUCAUGGAUGGCAUACACCUACAAUCAAACCAUACCACAACUUUUCAAUGGAUCCAGCAACAUGUGUUUUACACUACUCAUUUGAACUAUUUGAAGGUUUAAAAGCUUAUCGUGACUCCAAAGGUCAAAUUCGUACUUUCAGACCUGAUAAGAAUAUGGAAAGAAUGAAUAGAUCAGCCAAGAGAGCAUCAUUGCCUACCUUUGAUGGUGAAGAGUUUUUGAAAUUGGUUGACAAGUUUUUGCUCUUGGAAGAGAGAUUUGUACCUCAAGGUAAAGGAUUUUCAUUAUAUUUGAGACCAACUUUGAUUGGAACGUCUGUUGGACUCGGCGUAUCUGCCCCAACUAAAGCUAAGCUUUUCCUCAUUGCAUCUCCGGUGGGACCUUAUUUCGGAUCAGGUUUCAAGCCAGUUUCUUUAGAGGCUACUGAUUACGCUGUCCGUGCUUGGCCCAAGGGAGUUGGUUCUUACAAAUUGGGUGCCAAUUACGUCUCAUGUAUCGAACCCCAAACUGAAGCCGCCAAGAGAGGUCAUUCACAAAACUUGUGGUUGUUUGGUGACGAUGGAGAAAUCACUGAAGUUGGGGCCAUGAAUGUGUUUUUUGCAUUCAAAACUGAUGAUGGUAAAUCGGAAUUGGUUACUCCACCAUUAGCAGGAAUGAUCUUACCUGGUGUCACACGUGAUUCGACCUUGGAAUUGGCUAAAGAAAAACUUGGUGGUGACAAUUGGAUCAUUAAUGAACGUAAGUUGACCAUUCAUGAAGUUCAAGAAAAGGCUAAAAAGGGUCAAUUGGUUGAAGCUUUCGGUACCGGAACUGCUGCUAUUGUUGCUCCCAUUAACAAUAUUGAAUACAAAGGUGAACUGAUUGAAGUUCCCACUGUUGCUGGUGGUAGUGGUGAAAUUGCUGCUAAAGUAUGUGAAUGGAUUCAAAAUAUCCAAUACGGUGACGAAGAGUUUAAGAACUGGUCUAGAAUAGCUAAAUAA